UGUCAUGUUAUUAAAUAAUUAAUUCCUGAAUGGCACAUGCAUACAAUUCUUACUUGACUAUGUUGUAAGUCUUUUGCUGGAUCAAUUCUGAGUUCAACGUUUUGCUGCUAAACUGGUUGCAAUGUUAUUUUUACUUGACGCAACUGAAAACUCAAGCCAGUGGUUGUACAAGAAGGAAGAUGGCAUUCGGGCCGUCAGUGGUUUAUCAUCGGCCUUGUCGAUCCUGGGCUCAGCUUUGAUCAUUCUCUCCUAUCUUUGCUUUCACAGUCUACGAACAAGAGCACGACUCAUUCUAGUUCACCUGGCUCUCACUGAUAUGGGGGUAGGUAUUGCCAAUUUGGUAGGAAUUAUCGUCAACUUUGAUCAGUAUUACAUUCACGAGCAUUCACCAGAUGACACAUUCCAUCCUAAAAUGUCAAUAGCAAUCUUAUGCAGUGCUCAGGCCUCUGUUGCUCACUACUGUACUCUAAGUUCUGUGCUUUGGACUUCCUCCUUGGCUGUCUACAUGUACUUGCUGAUUGUGAACCAAAGUCAGAGACAGAUGAAACUUUUAAUGUGGUUCUUCUAUGUGUUUUGCUAUGGGAUGCCACUAUUGGUUACCGUGUGGUUGUUAUGUACCGAACGACUUGGGUAUUCUCCUUACAACUCCUCGGGUUGGUGCUCAAUUAUUAUGGUCAAGCCUUAUAGAAAAAAAUUAUUUGAAAUUGAUUUGAUGUCGGAUGUAGCUGGAUACAACCUAUGGAUCAUGCUUACAAUUACUCUAAUCGUUCCACUCUACGUUUCAGUGUACUGCUUCGUGAGACAACAGGUGAAAGAGAACACUGAUUCCAAGCUGUUCUGGCAAGCAAUGCACAACAUCGACUACAAGUUCAUUCUGAUUCCAGUGAUGUUCAUUUUCCUAAGGAUAUGGUCGUUGAUUAUUAAUAUUCUUCUUGACUACUGUCGUGUGCAAGUCCCAGAAACAGCUCUCAAAGCACUUUUGUAUAUGGCUGGAUUCGGAGAUUCCAGUCAAGGUUUCUUCAAUGCCAUUCUGUUUGUGGCCUUCACACACAGUGUUCGGAAACAUCUGUUUGCAUGCUUGUGUUUAAAAAGGCAGAUUACUGUUGUUAAUGUUAAACCUGAAGAAAAAUCAAUGCACCUUAGAACUGAAACUCAACAUCUAAGCUCCAAACCAAUCACAUUCAAUAGCAGGAAAUACAGUUUGGUAGCAAAUGAAGAGGUGAUUAACAGUACUUCUGAAGAAAAGACCGUCAGUGUAAUCCCUGUUAGCGAUUAUUCCCCUGUGUCUUAGAAAUGACUUUGCAUUUAUGUGUUUGUGUGCUUGUUGUGUGUGCUCAUUCAAAAGCUGCCCACUAAUUGUUAA
This is a messenger RNA of Halichondria panicea, 1363 nucleotides long. Its product is annotated as G-protein coupled receptor 157-like. Gene Ontology annotation, cellular component: plasma membrane. The record is from RefSeq and is a predicted model, not a curated record. Gene Ontology annotation, molecular function: G protein-coupled receptor activity. The coding region runs from base 122 to 1291 and encodes 389 amino acids. Lineage: Eukaryota; Metazoa; Porifera; Demospongiae; Suberitida; Halichondriidae. The transcript is spliced from 4 exons. Gene Ontology annotation, biological process: cell surface receptor signaling pathway; adenylate cyclase-activating G protein-coupled receptor signaling pathway.